This is a messenger RNA of Ochotona curzoniae (black-lipped pika), 2487 nucleotides long. RefSeq names its product zinc finger and BTB domain containing 22 (gene ZBTB22). Gene Ontology annotation, molecular function: RNA polymerase II cis-regulatory region sequence-specific DNA binding; protein binding; DNA-binding transcription factor activity, RNA polymerase II-specific. The record is from RefSeq and is a predicted model, not a curated record. The transcript has a single exon. Bases 186 to 2117 code for a protein of 643 amino acids. Gene Ontology annotation, biological process: regulation of transcription by RNA polymerase II. NCBI's taxonomy places the organism in Eukaryota, Metazoa, Chordata, Mammalia, Lagomorpha, Ochotonidae.
UGCCUGCUCAGUGUUGUGGGGAGUUACGUUCCUUAGAUGGCCCAUACAAACAUGUCUUUUAGCUGACGGGGUGUGUGUCAUUACAAGAUGUUAGCCUUCUUCUCUCUUUUUCUUCCCAGAGACCCCCCCGGCCGCCCUGCUUCCUCUGCUUCUGUGGCUGGGGGGGUAUCCCCUCCCUCCACACCAUGGAGCCAUCUCUCUCUCCCAGCGGGGCAGCACUCCCCCUGCCUCUGUCGCUGGCCCCACCCCCACUGCCCCUGCCGGCAGCAGCUGUGGUACACGUGUCCUUCCCCGAGGUGACCAGUGCCCUCCUGGAAUCCCUCAAUCAGCAGCGGCUGCAGGGCCAGCUCUGCGAUGUGUCCAUCCGAGUGCAGGGCCGCGAGUUCCGGGCUCAUCGGGCUGUCCUGGCCGCCUCCUCCCCUUACUUCCAUGACCAGGUUCUACUCAAGGGGAUGACUUCCAUCUCGCUACCCAGUGUCAUGGACCCGGGCGCCUUUGAGACUGUCUUGGCCUCCGCCUACACCGGCCGCCUCAGCAUGGCUGCUGCUGACAUUGUCAACUUCCUCACGGUGGGCUCCGUGCUCCAGAUGUGGCACAUUGUCGACAAGUGCACCGAGCUCCUCCGAGAAGGCCGGGCCUCCGCCAGCACCAUGGUCACAAGUGCUGCCGCCACCUCUGUCACUGUCCCUGGUGCCGGAGUCCCGGCCGGGAGCAGUGGAGGCAGCCUGGCACCUGCCUCCAUGGGCUCUGCACGCUCCCACGCCUCCAGCCGUGCCAGCGAGAAUCAGUCUCCCAGCAGCAGCAACUACUUUAGCCCCCGGGAGUCCACGGAUUUCUCCUCUUCCUCCCAAGAGGCAUUUGCAGCUUCUGCAGUGGGCGUUGGAGAGCGGCGAGGAGGUGGUCCCGUGUUCCCAGCCCCUGUGGUCGGCAGCGGGGGAGCCACCUCUGGCAAGCUGCUGCUGGAGGCAGAUGAGCUAUGUGAUGAUGGUGGGGACGGCAGGGGUGCAGUGGUUCCUGGGGCCGGGCUCCGGCGACCCACUUAUACCCCUCCCAGCAUUGUACCACAGAGACACUGGGUUUAUGUGAAGCGGGGUGGAAUUGGCCCGGCACCAGCACCCCUUGUUCCCCAAGACCCAGACCUGGAGGAGGAGGAGGAGGAAGAGGAUCUGGUACUGACUUGUGAGGACGAUGAAGACGAAGAGCUGGGGGGCAGCUCUGGGGUCCCAUCAGGGGGAGGGCCCGAGACUUCCCUCAGCAUCAGCGAUGUCCGGACACUGACAGAGCCUCAGGACAAGGGGGAGGAGCAGGUCAACUUCUGUGAGUCCUCCAAUGACUUUGGCGCCUACGAGGGCACAGGCCCUGCGGCAGCGCUUGAGGACUCAGGAGGGCCGACCCCCUCUUCCUAUGUCCCCUCACACCCACCAAGACCCCUCCUUCCUUUGGACAUGCAGGGCAACCAGAUCCUGGUAUUCCCAUCUUCCUCUUCCUCCUCCUCUCAGGGUCCAGGCCAGCCGCCAGGAAACCAAGGGGAGCAUGGGGCAGCACCCCUGGGGGGCACGCCAGCGGGGGGCCUGGGUGUAGCCACUGGUACCAGUGGGACCCCCGGAGGCACGGGCAGUGGAGACGGGAACAAGAUCUUUCUGUGCCACUGUGGAAAGGCCUUCUCCCACAAAAGCAUGCGGGACCGGCACGUGAACAUGCACCUCAACCUGCGGCCCUUCGACUGCCCCGUGUGCAACAAGAAAUUCAAGAUGAAACACCAUCUGACUGAGCACAUGAAGACCCACACGGGUCUCAAGCCCUAUGAGUGCGGCGUCUGCGCCAAGAAGUUCAUGUGGCGAGACAGCUUCAUGCGCCACCGAGGGCACUGUGAGCGCCGCCACCGCAUGGGCGGGGGAGGGGUCGGACCUGGUCCUGGACCUGGACCCGGACCUGGACCUGGACCUGGUGGGCCAACAGCAUCCACCUUGCCACCCAAGAGAGAGUCCCCUGGAGCCACUGGGGGCAGUGGUGAGGAACCCAGUGGAGCCACGCCCCCAGCCAGCCGCAGAGUCUGGUCCCCUGCCAGUGUGCAUAAGGUGGAGAUGGGCUUUGGUGGGGGUGGAGCAGCAAACUGAAGGGACAGGCUACUGGGAGCAACUUAAGAAGCGGGAACACGGGGCUGGAUCUUUGGGCACCGACACGGCCCCUCAGGUGACUUCCCGUCAUGCCGUCUUCCUUUGAUCGCUGUGGACUUGUACAUACUCUGGAGACAGAGCCACAGUGCAGCAUCCACAACCCAAGCCACCCCUAAGCCCCUUCCUCCCAAGGCACCCCUGGAACUAAGCACAGCCUUCCUCUCAUGGGGUACACCUGUGCACCAGCUCUCCAGAGUAGGGAGCACUUGGUGGGGGUAGGGACAAGGGAGGGGCUAGACAUCCUGGAAUUGCAGGGUUAAGGGUCAGAUGAUUGUAGUUCGUUCCUGAAGUCUGUGUCUGUGUUUGUGUU